AAGGCAGGUAUUCUCGCAAACUGCAAGGAGCUCUGUCGUCAGCAGUGUGCGCCGGAAGUGUGUGCGGUGGAGGCGUCUUGUUUUAGAGACUAAAAGAAAUGGCAGCUGUGGAUAUCAGAGAUAACUUACUUGGCAUCUCCUGGGUGGACAGUUCCUGGAUCCCCAUAUUAAACAAUGGAACAGUCUUGGACUAUUUCUCCGAGAGGAGCAACCCGUUCUACGAUCGAACGUGUAACAAUGAAGUGGUUAAGAUGCAAAGGCUGACACUCGAUCAUUUGAAUCAGAUGGUUGGUAUAGAAUAUAUUUUACUUCAUGCUCAAGAACCAAUAUUGUUCAUCAUCAGAAAACAGCAGAGGCAGUCUCCUACACAGGUGAUUCCACUGGCAGAUUACUACAUCAUUGCUGGAGUGAUCUAUCAGGCACCAGACCUAGGAUCAGUUAUCAACUCCAGAGUACUAACUGCAGUGCAUGGGAUUCAGUCAGCAUUUGAUGAGGCAAUGUCCUACUGCCGUUAUCACCCAUCUAAAGGCUAUUGGUGGCACUUUAAAGACCAGGAAGAAAGAGCAAAAGACUGGAGAAAAACCUGUACCAGUGGAACAAAUAAAGAAGGAAGCCGAACCACCUGCCGAAACUAUAAAACAGGAAGAAAAAGAGCCAGUGAAAGUAGCCCAGCAGGGAGCAACUCCUAAGGGGCCCCCAGAAAAAAGAAUGAGGCUACAGUAGGAGGCUAAGCAAUUGCCUUACAAACUCUAUGUAAUGGACUGAUUCCAAUACCAUCAUUACUAAAGCAGGAAACUGGCUUCAUGAAAUCCCAGCUUGUUGCAGGUUAUAUAUGGACUCCAGUGGUACUGCAUUUGUUAAUACCUGUAUGGGCAUUUUGGUCCCAGAGGCAUCUGCAGUGUGUGGAGGGUUACAGACCAUAAAAAUAUAUUUCUGAAUUGUAGUUUGGAUGUAUAGAAUGUGUCUUUUGAAUGUCUUUUUUGUCUUUAUAUAAAAUGACCAUUUUUUCUAAAUAUAAACAAAUUGAACACAAAUGAAAUAACUCCCGUCUGUACUAAAAAGAAAAUCAUGUAGCCUAUAUUGCUUUUUCUAAGGAAAAGGAAAGGUUCUAUCACUAGGGGGAAGGCAAAAUUUUUGGCACCCCCCAUUCAUUUCACUUACCUUAUACCCCAGGUUCGUACUCCUGGUAGGAGAAAACUGCACCAGCCUGGGGUAGCUGCGAAUGAGCGAUCCUCUUCCUCCUGUCUUCUUUUUCUGCAAUUCCAGGGCCAACACAUGUGCAUUAGAGUGACUCUGCUGCACAAGCGGCGCAAAGACAGAAGGAAGCUCUUUUGCUGAUGCAGAAAGAGUCUCCUGAUGGUUUCCUUCUCAGUCUUAGCAAUAAAUAAACUAGGAAAUUAAAGGUUGGUAAAUGUAACUAUUGUACAUUUCCCCAUCAGUCCUACAACAAGCAGAGGGGCACUGAUGGGGGGAGGGGUCUGUAAAAACUGAUGUAUUUAAUGUAUAAAUGUUACAAACUCUGCAAUAAAGUCAGCUCUUUGUGAAUUAGACACAGA
Messenger RNA from Xenopus tropicalis (tropical clawed frog), 1556 nucleotides. RefSeq names its product mediator complex subunit 6 (gene med6). Gene Ontology annotation, biological process: regulation of transcription by RNA polymerase II; positive regulation of DNA-templated transcription. Gene Ontology annotation, molecular function: transcription coregulator activity. Gene Ontology annotation, cellular component: mediator complex; nucleus. The record is from RefSeq and is a predicted model, not a curated record. The transcript has 7 exons. Bases 99 to 689 code for a protein of 196 amino acids. Lineage: Eukaryota; Metazoa; Chordata; Amphibia; Anura; Pipidae.